AUGCUGAGCGCCGCGUUGGCAGGCGCGACAGUCUUUGCUGAUGACGCGCCUCGUUGCUUCCCAGCAGAUUUCAUGUUUGGGUCGGCCACCGCCUCGUACCAAGUUGAAGGCGCGUGGAACGAAGGCGGCCGCACUCCAAGUAUCUGGGACGAUUUCUGCCGCACGCACCACAAGACGAAAGUGGCGUGUGCCAACGUCGCUGACGACUUUUACCAUCGCUACCGAGACGACGUCAAGCUCAUGGUCGACACUGGGCUGCAGUCCUCGCGCUUCUCCGUCUCGUGGUCAAGGGCCAUGAACUGGAAUCCAGAGACCAAACGUAUGCAGCCAAACCCUCAGGGCCUUGCGUUCUACCACGCUCUUGUCGACGAGCUCAUCGCCAACAGCAUCGUACCGAUCUUGACGCUGUACCAUUGGGAUCUGCCGCUCGAGCUACACACGGAGCUCUCUCCUCAAGGCUGGCUGAACGCAGACAUCGUCGACCACUACGUAGAAUUCGCGACGCUUAUGUUCUACGAACUGGGAGACAAAGUGAACAUGUGGACGACAUUCAACGAGCCACUGACGUUCACUACUGCUGGCUACGCUAGCGGUGCAGGAGCUCCAGGGCUGAAAAAGUCCGACACUUUUGCAUACAUUGUGGCUCACAACGUGCUUCGUUCACAUGCAGCUGCUGUCAAAGCCUUCCGAGACUUGAAGGCGAGUACACCAUCCGCUCUCCACCAAAAGGCUCGUAUCGGCAUCACAUUGAACUCAGAUGCUGCCUAUCCGCUCGACGAGAAAAACCCAUUGGACGUCGCUGCAGCGGAAAGGAAGAUGCAGUUCGAACUGGGCUGGUUCCUCUCACCUCUGGUUACUGGAGACUAUCCGGCAAUCAUGCGGGAACGAGUGGGCGAUCGCUUGCCGAGAUUCACAACUGAGGAGACGGCGCUAUUGAAGGGAUCGUACGACCUCCACAUGCUCAACCACUACUCGUCGAAGCUCGUGACCGACUGCGGAGUGUCAUCCAAGUCCAAGUCAUCAUGCAAGAAGCUGGGCAAAGGCUGGGAACGUGACCUGGGCGUUGACAUCUCCCACUCGAACGAACUACCAGGUUCUCGUCGCUCGAGCAAAAACCGGCACGGCAAGCUCAACUGCGGUUGGUUCACGGCUUACCCACCCGGAUACCUGAAGGCGAUCAAGUGGCUACACGCUGUAGACCCGACGGCCGACAUUUUACUCACGGAGAACGGUUGGUGUGGCAACGAGGAGGUCGAGAACUUAAACCAGUUGUGGUACAUGCAGGAGUACGUCGCCCAGGUCUACAAGGGAUUGGUCGAGGACAAGAUCCCGAUCAUCGGCUACACAGCUUGGUCAUUCCUCGACAACUACGAGUGGGGGUCAUUCUCGCCUCGAUUUGGACUGUACUACGUCAACUUCUCGUCCAACACGGGCGACCAGGACGAAGUGUACGAACCGAAGUCGACGGGACUCGAGCGUAUCCCGCGUCCUGCUGCCAAGUGGUUCAGCCACGUCGCCAAGACCAGGUGCCUCAAUGGAUGGACGUACGAUCAUCCGACCACGCAAGAAAAACUGCAGAGCGUCACCGAGCAGAGCUUCUCGCGCUGGAUGCUCGGCGUCAUUGGCGUUCUCGCCGUCGUGGCCCUCGUUGCGAUGGCCGCCGUCGGCCGCAACAUCAUGGUGCAGCUCUCCUCACCCAAUGCGCGUCGUUUUCCUCGCGAGACCGACCCGCUUUUGCAAGCCAACACUAUGAUCUAG
Molecule: messenger RNA, 1758 nt
Organism: Phytophthora infestans T30-4
Lineage: Eukaryota; Oomycota; Peronosporomycetes; Peronosporales; Peronosporaceae
Product: glycoside hydrolase, putative
Exons: 2
Coding region: 1-1758 (585 amino acids)
Biological process (GO): carbohydrate metabolic process
Molecular function (GO): beta-glucosidase activity
Source: RefSeq, a predicted model, not a curated record